Lolium perenne is the source of this 2172-nucleotide messenger RNA. RefSeq names its product wall-associated receptor kinase 2. Gene Ontology annotation, molecular function: ATP binding; protein serine/threonine kinase activity; polysaccharide binding. NCBI's taxonomy places the organism in Eukaryota, Viridiplantae, Streptophyta, Magnoliopsida, Poales, Poaceae. Gene Ontology annotation, cellular component: plasma membrane. Gene Ontology annotation, biological process: cell surface receptor signaling pathway; protein phosphorylation. The record is from RefSeq and is a predicted model, not a curated record.
GAUGCCCACAGUCUUCUUCCUUCCUGCAACUGCAAUGCUGCUUCUUUCUGCCAUCGCAGCUCACGGCCUCACCGUGAAGGCAGGAUGCAAGGGGAGCUGCGGCGGCGUGGAUAUCCCCUACCCAUUCGGCAUUGGCGCCGGCUGCUUCCGCCCCGGCUUCGAGAUCCUCUGCUCCUCCAACACCUCGUAUCUGGCCGGGAAGACCACCCUGUCGUCGGGCAUACGGGUGCUCAGCCUGUCCGUGAUGCCGCGCCCGGAGGUCCGGGUGCUGCUGCCGGUGGCGUUCCAGUGCUUCACCGCCGCCAACCGCCGCACCGGCCACUCCUUCGGCGAGGUGGACUUCAACCCCGUCGGCGUCUACCGCAUUUCCAGCACCCACAACGAGCUCUUCGUCCUCGGCUGCAACACCCUCGUCUACAUCAGCAGCGGCCCCACCGGCCGCUACAAGUACAGCUACUACGCCGGCUGCGUCGCCUUCUGCAACGACUCCCAGAGCGCGAGGGACGGCGCGUGCGCCGGCGUCGGCUGCUGCCGCGUCGACAUCCCGCCGGGGCUCACCGGUAACUCGAUGCAUCUCCAGGAAAGCGUGGGCACUUGGAGCCACAUCGACCAGGAGUUCAGCCCCUGCGACUACGCCUUCAUCGUCGAGAAAGGCGCCUACCAGUUCAAGGUCGACGACCUUACCAAGAUGCCUACCACACAGGCCAUGCCGAUGAGGCUCGACUGGGCCAUCCGGGACAGCGACAUCCAGUCCACCGGCUCCAUGUACACCUGCGCACAGGUGGUGAACAAGACGGGAUAUACCUGCGUCAGCAACAACAGCGAGUGCGUCGACUCUACUAAUGGCCCAGGCUACAUCUGCAACUGCACCGCCGGCUAUGAAGGCAAUCCAUAUCUUCUCAAUGGAUGCAAAAAUAUCAACGAAUGUGCACGUCCAGAGGAAUUCCCUUGCAAUGGAGAAUGCCAUGACACCGAGGGUUCUUACAACUGCUUCUGUCGCCGCGGCUACCAAAGCGAUGGAGAUCCAAAAGAAAACCCAUGCAAUCCAAAAUUCUCGCGCACAGCAAAGCUUGCACUAGGACUUACUUUUGGCGUGUCCUCCGUGAUUGUUGCAAUACUUACAACAGUCAUAAAGCUCGAAAGGAGUAAACGGAAGGAACUAUUCAGAAAGAACGGUGGUAAGGCACUCCAGGAUGUGACAGGGCUGGUCAUUUUCACAAAGGAGGAACUGAGGAAAAUAACGGAUAACGAUUCAAAUUUUCUUGGUAAAGGAAGGUUUGGUAAUGUCUACAAAGGGACUCUUCGUGACAAUACAGUGGUAGCAGUCAAGGCCUCUAUUAAAGUAAGUAAAGAAACAAAGGAUGAAUUUACAGAGGAAGUGAAGAUUCAAUCAAAAAUGAUUCACAAGAACAUUCUCAAACUCAUUGGUUGCUGCCUUGAGGUGGAUGUUCCAAAAUUAGUGUAUGAAUUUGCUGCUAAUGGGAGCCUUGAAGAUACCCUUUACCGCAGAAAACGUCCACUUAGCUUAAACUUGCGUUUGGACAUUGCAAUUGGGUCAGCAGAAGGGUUAAAGUACAUGCACUCCGACGCACCUCUAGUCAUAAGACAUGGUGAUAUCAAACCAGGAAACAUACUUCUAGAUGAAAAUUUCACACCAAAAAUAUCCGAUUUUGGUUUGUCAAAACUUCUUACACUGGAAUAUUGCAUUGCUGACUCUGUGGUUGGGCCAUUUGCUUACAUAGACCCAGUUUACAGGAAGACUGGCCUUUUAACACAAAAGAGUGAUGUCUACAGUUUUGGAGCAGUUCUUGUGGAACUGGUUACCCGGGAGCAAAAUGAUAAUGGGCAGGAGAGGAUCAAAAGGUUCUGUAGACUUUAUGCUGAACAAGGGAGUGCACAGGCCAUGUUUGACAAGGAAAUUGAGACUGAUGAAGAUAUCUUUAUGCUGGAACAAAUUGGCAAGCUGGCAACCGAAUGUCUAGAAGAGGAUACACACAAUCGACCAUACAUGACGGAGGUAGUGGAACGGCUUGUGAUGCUUAGGAGACGCAGGAAGCAUGGGAUUACACAAGAUAGAAGUGACCCCGAAGACACUAUCACCCAUGGUAGUGAAUCUACUAGUGCCUCGGUUUUAGUGCCAUCCACUCCAGACUGCUAUAGGCCAACAUAACA